Messenger RNA from Penicillium lagena, 2043 nucleotides. RefSeq lists its product as uncharacterized. The coding region runs from base 1 to 2043 and encodes 680 amino acids. The record is from RefSeq and is a predicted model, not a curated record. Gene Ontology annotation, molecular function: DNA-binding transcription factor activity, RNA polymerase II-specific; zinc ion binding; DNA binding. Gene Ontology annotation, biological process: DNA-templated transcription; regulation of DNA-templated transcription. The transcript has 5 exons. NCBI's taxonomy places the organism in Eukaryota, Fungi, Ascomycota, Eurotiomycetes, Eurotiales, Aspergillaceae.
AUGAACACAGACAUGUCUAAUUUCCUCGGCCAGCCCCCGGAGCCUGCUGGCCCCUCAGCCACUUCAGCUAGCCGACCCUACGGAGAUAAGAAUCGUCGCGCCUCCAAAGCAUGUUCCGGCUGCCGCACCCGGAAGGUCCGCUGCGACGUCCUGCAGACCGGCCGCCCUUGCACCAAGUGCCGCGUCGAUGGCUUCGAGUGCGUCCUGGAGCAGCGCAAAAAGCGGCGCAGGCGUAUAUCCCACUCCACGCAGAGCUCCUCGGAAGCAAUAGCCGAUAAGCCGGCCAGGUUUAACGUCGCGACUUCGGCGCGCUCUUCAUCUGCGCGGUCGCUCUCCCAGCACGCGAUGCUUCACCAGGUGCCGCACUAUCCCUUUUUCCGCGAAUUCGCGCCACGUGGCCAACAGCUGCUGCUAUCGACUCAGAAAGAGGAUGAGGGAGAACAGAGAACCGUUGGGGAGAUCGGCGGCGAGGGGGAGAGUCUGGCGGACGAUGAUCUGCAGUAUUUGAGGCAGAAAGGGGCAUUUGAACUGCCGGCGAAGAGAGCGAUGGACGAAUUGGUCGCCAACUACUUCCAGGUGUUCCACCCGUUCUUCCCCGUGGUGGAUAAGUAUGCCUUUUUGGAGAGUUACUACAGGACGGAUUAUGAGGGGAUUUUGAAUCAGAAGGGGCCGAGUUUGCUGCUGCUACAGGCCGUUCUCUUUACGGCGAGCGCGACCAUACCUGCGAGCAUCCUGUUGGAUAGUGGCUUCUCGUCUAGGAAACAUGCGAGAAGCCUGCUUCAUCGAAGGGCUCGGUAUUUAUAUGACUUUGACGUAGAGGGUGACGAUGUCACAACCAUCCAGGCCCUCUUGUUGAUGAGCCAUUACUACCCAUCCAUGGUAGAACAGAAACACACCUGGUUCUGGGUCCACCAGGCCAUUUCCCUUGCCCAAGGUGCCGGCCUCCACCGCGAUGCCCGCCAAGUCCCCCAGCGCAAGCUCUGGGCUCGCAUCUGGUGGGCGUGCCUUGUGCGAGACCGGCUCGUCACGCUCGGCACCGGCCGUCCUAUGCAAAUUAACAGCCUGGACUGCAGCGUUCCGAUGCUGACGCCUGCAGAUCUAGAGGAGGAGGGCGAUAGUGAGGACGACCGCGCCGUCAAGGCUGUGUUCGUAGAGUUUGUGCGCCUAUGCCAGUACAUGGAGGGCGUGUUGUCCCUGCCACAUAGCGUGGCGGCGGCUGAGGAGUCAGUGUUACAGCAGGUUGGGCUGUGUGAGACGACGUUGGCACAUUGGAAGGAGAAUUUGGCGCCGGUGGCUCGGAGGCGGGAAGAGAGGAAACGAAAUUUGUGCACUUUAUACAGGAAUGUCCUGCAUCUGAUCUACAAUAUUGUGAUCAUUGCCCUUUAUCAGUAUCACCGUGUCCUGGAGUAUGGCGGUGCACAGCCGCCAUCGCCAAAAGUUCAAGCAGCGGCCAAAGACUCCACUCAUCUAGCUGUCGAGCUGAUCGAGCUUGAUCUCGUCAAGCUCUGCCCGACAAUAUGUGUCACCGCCAUCCUACCACCAUUGAUUUCCCAUCUCCUUAUGAUGCGCGCCUCUCGCGACCAUCCCGGUAAGUCAGAGGACUUCAACAAGUGCAUAGUAUUUCUGAAGCAGCUGGGCGAGAUAUACUGGCACGCAAGCUUCUAUAAUGAGUUUUUUGAGCUCGCAGCUUCCCAGUCCCAGAAAACCACAGAGACGCCUAACGGUGAGCGAGACCCUCUGGUUACGUUCCUGAAUGACCGCAUGCCGAGGAGGCAGCGGUUUUGUAAAGUGUUGGAACCGCAGAGCCAGUGCCGAACUCGAGGGCGGACGCUAGUGGAUAAUGGCGAAAAUGAGCAAUCCAAUAUGCUAGCCUCGAACGAGGCCGGCCUGCCUACGCUAUCUAGCUCGUCCAUCAUGACCGAAAUGCCUGACUCGGAGAGGCUUGAUACUGGAGAUGUUACGUUGCUGGACCCUAGUUCUCUGCUGUUUGAGGACUGGCUGGUUGAUCUUGGCUCUUUCCACAACAUAUUCCCGUCUGCCUAA